AUGGCAACUGCACCUCCAUCUGAUGAAGCAUGGACCAAAAGCAUCGAAUUAUAUUGUAAACCAUCAGAUGAAGAACUUUUAUAUGAAAAAGGAGAGAAACUUGCUGUUAAGGCUUAUCUGGCUAUUUCUCGACUUGAAUAUUCCGUACAUGUUAGAUCUAAUACGGAAUUUAUGUCUCCUUCAGGUGUUGUCCCUAUAAUCCGUGUCCCACCACUCUUCUUUUGCGGAUUUAAUGCCAUAGCCAACUUUAUCGAGCUAAAGGAACGCUCCGCUAGUAGCCUUUUAGAUUCGCAGACAACAGCUGACAUGAAAGCUUAUAUAUCGUUAAUACAAGAUAAACUAUUACCGGCAGAGCUGACUAAACACAAAUAUGGUGAUAAUCUACCGUCUCCGCUCAAUCAGAUUAUACCUUGGCUGAAAAGGCAAUCAAUUAUUCGCUCUUUAAGAAAUCGAGAAUUACCUAUUGUCUAUAGUGAUGCCAAAUCAACGAUCAAACAAGUUCUACAAGCAUUGUCAAAUCGCUUAGGAACAAGUCUUCGCUUUUUUGACGAUAGACUUACAGAAUUGGACGCUUUAGCUUAUGGUCAUCUAAAAUCUAUCCAGGAUUGUGAUUUAUUAGAAAUAAGAAAUCUUCUAACGGACUAUCCGAAUCUUGUAGUAUUUUGUAAUAAUUUCCCAGUUAUGAACAAUCUGUAA
Molecule: messenger RNA, 696 nt
Organism: Trichoplax adhaerens
Lineage: Eukaryota; Metazoa; Placozoa; Uniplacotomia; Trichoplacea; Trichoplacidae
Exons: 8
Coding region: 1-696 (231 amino acids)
Biological process (GO): mitochondrion organization
Cellular component (GO): SAM complex
Source: RefSeq, a predicted model, not a curated record